AUGAUCAUGCCAGGCCAGGCAGGCAAAGCCCACGGACAGCCCGCAGCUGAGAUGCAUGAACCCGUUGAACAGCGUGUAGUCGGUGGUCGGACUGAGGCCUCCGGCGAUCAGCACGGCCACGACAAGCCCGUACACGGACAGAAUACCGCUCAUGACGACGGGGAUGAGCGAUCUCAUGAUCAGUUCCGGCUUGAACGUGCCUAUUCCAGAGAUUCCUAUGCCAGACUUGGCGGUGCCGAUUGCUGCGCCGGCGCAGCUCAGAACCAUCGCGGCGCAGCAGCCGGCGAACCCAAAGAACGGCGCAAAGGCGGGCGAGUACUCGGACUCGGGUAG
Messenger RNA from Ogataea haglerorum, 333 nucleotides. RefSeq lists its product as uncharacterized. The transcript has 2 exons. NCBI's taxonomy places the organism in Eukaryota, Fungi, Ascomycota, Pichiomycetes, Pichiales, Pichiaceae. The record is from RefSeq and is a predicted model, not a curated record. The coding region runs from base 1 to 333 and encodes 110 amino acids.